UGCUUCAGUAGCAGUGACAGUGGUAGUUUGGAGAACAUGAAACUUAGAAUCCAGUGAACCAUACGAAGGAAGGUGCUGCUUUCAGGACACGCGGAGAGGACACUUCAAAUAAAAAAAUACCAUAAUAGAAAAUCACUGAUCUGUAAAUAAUUUUAAUCUAAAAUAAACCCUGUUUAGAAGAGGCAACUGCACUUUUGAGGUAAAGGCAGAAUAGACUCUUGGCGUCUCCAAACUCGUGCGUAAUUGUUUGCCUUUUUCUCGUUUCAUUCUCCAAACAGCGAGAUCUUCCAGUGGAGAAACAAACUCGGGAGAAAAUCCAUCAAAGUAAGCGCUAAACUGCAGGUUGCACGCGGAAAAGAUGACGGCUAUGAGAUUAGUUUCCUCGAUUCUGCUGAUAGUACUUUUGCAGUCUGGAGUUCUUGGCGCGAGAAGAUUCCGAGGUGGUCGUAACCCGCAACCACGGCGGGCACCGCCUUCUCCCACAUACCGGGACCGGGGUGACACCACGGAGAGCUUCCCUCUGGAUUUCACAGCCGUUGAGGAGAACAUGGACAAUUUUAUGACUCAGGUGAAGAACCUUGCGCAGUCCCUUUACCCGUGCUCGGCGCAGAAGCUCGAUUAUGACAUGAAGUUGCACUUUUUGGAGAAUACAUCAGUCACGUGUAAUGACGGGACACCUGCCGGGUACUACAUGAAGGAGUCCAGGGGAAGCAGGCGAUGGUUGAUAUUCUUAGAGGGUGGCUGGUACUGCUUCAACAAAGAGAACUGCGACAGCCGAUACGAGACCAUGAGGCGCCUGAUGAGCUCAUCCAAGUGGCCCCAAACCAAAACAGGCACCGGGAUCUUGUCUCCACUUCCAGAGGAAAACCCUCACUGGUGGAACGCCAACAUGGUGUUAAUCCCUUACUGUUCCAGUGACGUGUGGAGUGGUGCUUCUGCCAAGACAGAUCAGAGUGGCUAUGCCUUCAUGGGGUCUCUGAUAAUCCAGGAGGUUGUGAAAGACCUGCUGACCAAGGGCCUCGAUAAUGCCAAGGUUCUGCUGCUAGCCGGGAGCAGCGCGGGUGGGACCGGGGUUCUGCUGAAUGUGGACCGGGUGUCUGAGCAGCUGGAGGGAUACCCUGGGAUCCAGGUCAGGGGCCUGUCUGACUCUGGCUGGUUCCUGGACAACAAGCAGUACCGCUGCACUGACUGUGUGGACACCAUCAGCUGUGCCCCCACAGAGGCCAUCAAGAGAGGCAUCAAGUACUGGGGCAGUGUGGUGCCAGAGAGGUGCAGGCAGACCCACGAGGGGGAGGAGUGGAACUGUUUCUUCGGCUACAGAGUCUUUCCUUCCAUAAAGAGCCCGGUGUUUGUGGUCCAGUGGCUGUUUGACGAGGCCCAGCUGACCGUGGACAACAUCCACCUGACUGGACAGCCUGUUCAGGAGGGACAGUGGCGCUACAUCCAGAACCUGGGCAUAGAGCUGAGGAACACACUCAAAGACGUCCCGGCCAUGUUUGCUCCAGCCUGUCUCUCCCAUGAAGUAAUCACAAGGAAUUACUGGAUCGAUAUCCAAGUCAAAGGAACCUCUCUUCCCCGGGCACUUCACUGCUGGGACCGCAGUCUCCACGACAACAGCAGGAACAACAAGGCCCCCCCCAAAGGCUGUCCCGUCCAUCUGAUUGACAGCUGCCCCUGGCCCCACUGCAAUCCCACCUGCCCCACCAUCCGGGACCAGUUCACUGGCCAGGAGAUGAACGUCAUCCAGUUCCUCAUGCACAUGGGAUUUGAUGUGCAGAAGAUGGCCCAGCAGCAGGGCAUGGACCCCAGCAAGCUACUGGGCAUGCUCAGCAGUGGUAGCUAAACAACCAGGGACACUGCCAGUCUAAGUCCAGGGGGUGACUGGUGUCUGUCCAGACCCCACUUCUUAUACCUCCAGCUCAGCCCUGUACCCCCACCAGAGCCCUUUCCUCAUCCCCAUCCCCUAGCCUAUCCCAUCCAGACCUGACCUCAGUUAAAACCAAGGGCUACUCUCCGGUGUCCCUUAACCCCAAUGACCCCUGACCCUUCACCCAGAAAAGCCUCUCACAACCCAGUACUGUAAUGGGUACCAGGGCAACAUCCCACCAUGACAAGGCACACAUCUCUGCUACUCUCAUCUUAAAUUAUCUUUUGGUUGUAAAAGAAAAGAAAAGCACGAAUGUAAUCCAGUUUUAAGGAUGCUCAUUGUUUUGUUUUGUUUUUGCUGUUUUUUUACAUUCUUUUAUCUGUGUUUAUAGUUUUCAUUUUAGUCAUUGUUAAAAAGGCAAACUACAAUGACUUAACAGAGUUGUCUUUGUUAAGUAGUCUAUAGAGAGUAUAUAAAGUUAAUAAUACAAAGUUUAAGUCUGUUUGCUAUUGUUGGGCUCUACCCAAACAGUAUUUCUUCGUCAAGUCAAGAACAGGCACACAUAAAUGGUGUGAAAAGCACUGGAUUAAGGAAAGGAGACAGCGAGGACUUUACAACAGUAGUUACCUCUGCCUUUAUCUAGCACAGUGGAGGAUGGAGAAAGAGACACACACAAUAGAGGAGAGAGAUAACCACCAGGUCUCACUCCCGAUCAACUCAUGACAUUAUUGUCACACCAGACUGCUCUACAUAAGCUGUUAUUUUUACCUGAACAAUGUCAAGUACAAUGGUUGUCUACUCAGCGCUAACCUCAUUCUUUAAACGAACAAAAUACCUUUUAACAAUGUAACACAUUCCAAAAACAAUUAUUUUGUCAUAGGCCUUUUAGACGACAUCCUCUCGUCUAAUCGUGAGUGUGAGCAUCUACCACGACACAGUGUGACAUGAGUCAAAUCCAUGUCCGCAAUCGUCAUGUUCAGUAGAAUUGAAACAAAUUCGGAUAUGUGGUUCUCAAGGUGAGCCUUAUGCAAUCCUAGGCCUGCCACUAGUUUAUCCACACACCACAGUGCCAAGGCAUAGUCAGCAACUCACAAACCCCAUCAGUAACAUCAUGACCACUCACACUUAAGAUGUGGAUGUCACAUUCUGCUUGAUACUCCUCAUCUGCUUUGUAGACCAGUCUUUAGAUUCAAUGCAAUUUACAUUCAAAGGGAGAUGAAUAUCAUGUAUUGGAUUAUUUUUGAGUAUUUGUAUAGGUUAUAUUAAGUGUUCACAAUUGUAACUCCCUUCUUGUAUUUUUAAUAGAAAUCACCUUUUAAUAUAAUGACAAUGUUUUAUGUUAAGGCUUAUAAAUAAUGUUUUAAAGGACCUCUAUUUCACAACACACCCGAGAAGAAAGUUAUUACUAAUUGUAAUUUUAUUCUGUAACAUAUUUUUUAAUAGACAAAACUCAAGCUACAUUGGUAAUUUACAUAUUUAUUUUGUUAUGUAAAUCAUAUUUAUAAGUGCUAUUUUCACAGAGAAGUGAUUCUUUGUAAAUUGUAAAUAUAUUGCAGUUUUUUUCUCUUUGUGUUGAUUGCAUGUCUUUGUAUCAGACUUCAAAGGAAAGACCCAUUACAAAUAUUUCAAACGA
Messenger RNA from Osmerus eperlanus (European smelt), 3500 nucleotides. RefSeq names its product notum, palmitoleoyl-protein carboxylesterase a (gene notum1a). Bases 359 to 1843 code for a protein of 494 amino acids. Gene Ontology annotation, biological process: negative regulation of canonical Wnt signaling pathway; protein depalmitoleylation. The record is from RefSeq and is a predicted model, not a curated record. Gene Ontology annotation, molecular function: palmitoleyl hydrolase activity. NCBI's taxonomy places the organism in Eukaryota, Metazoa, Chordata, Actinopteri, Osmeriformes, Osmeridae. The transcript has 11 exons.